AUUUUUGAAAUUUUUGAAACAGAACUUUGCUGACGUUGAAAUUUUUCGAGUAUAAGACAAUGAAGUCGUUAGAAUUUAAAUUUGAACGAAAUUAGACGUCUUGCUGGGCGGUGGAUGGGUGUGUUGGUCUCGUGAUGGACUCAGUAAGAAACAGUCUUUAUUUCGACUUUUUUACACACAUAUUCUAGUUCACAUUCAUUUAGGAGCACAUCAAACCAAUAUUGAGUUUACAUGCACACAAUACAUCAUAAUCUGAGACACUAAGUGUUUGCUUCCAAUAAAAACUGUGAUUCCCUCUCUAUAGAAUCAGUUUUUGAAAUGCCCAGCAGGGAGUAGCGAACUCUCCCGAAGUUCGGAAUUUUUUGAGACAAUAUAUAAUUAUAAGUUGGUUUGAACUUGAAUGAAAUUAGAGGGUGUGUUGAUCUUGUGACAGUUUCAGAAGAAGUUAAUAUAACGUUUUAUUUGAAAAACGCUUCGUUUAUUUCAAGAUGACUGAGAUCGUUAGCGGAGUUUUGAAGCUGACGUUUGGAUUUUUAGUGAACAAGGCUCGCAAUAGAAUUGCAGAACGUUUAAACGAUGGCGACGUCACGGACGAAGAAUGUCGACGCUUGAUCGUGAGAGAACUCGAUGAUAUUAAGAGGAAGUUGGAUGGAUUGGCGAGAAAGGAUUUACUGAGCAGUUUUUGUUUUCUUCGAGAAGGAAUAAGUGGGCUUUAUCAGUCGCUACAGCAGUUUAAGGAAUCCGAGAAUGGAUCAGAAUCGAUCGAACAAGCAACUUCAGCUGGAGCUACGUCUUCUGAAGAAACUGGUCUUGUUUCUAAAAUCAACGAGGUUAUGUCUUUAAUAAACGCUUUCAAUUCAUUGAAAAUACAUUCCAAGGAACGCUUCGAGUCUUCCAAGAAAUCCUUCGAACUCGCUCGUGAAAAAGCCACCGAAGCAUUCUGCAACGAAGCUUUGUCCAUCGAGGACCGAAUUCAAGCGACGCAGGUUCGAAUGAUGGCCAGAAUUUUAGAAAAAUCAGAAGAUCCUGACGCGGGGGUAAACGAUUGCCUAGAAUACCUGAAGGAGCUUCAUGAUGUCAAAGCUAUUCAAGAAAUAUUUUCUGUUGUGAUUGACGGCGGAAUUAAAUCUCGGUUUAAUCAAACGAAGCGACUCAACAAUGCUUCGUCUGUUCACCAAAUGAAUCUGCUUUUGUUUAAGUUUGCCAAAAGGUUUUCGAAUUUGCAAACAGUGUUUUUUGAUUGGCCCGGGAUUUUGCUUGGAAAGAAAACUCAUCAUCCAUUACUCGGGAGUGAUCGCCUAAUUAAAAAAUACAAAGAGUCUGGUGCGGAAAUUACAUCGCCGUACCUGGGUUACACAUUUUCUGAAAGAAUUGGUGAAUCCCGUUGUGUAGUAAAUAGCAAAAGAGAAAUUGUUGUGAAAAUAGCGAGAGAUGAUUCUGUUGAAAUAUUGAAACCCUCAGGAGAAUCCCGUACAAUAUUUGAUCCUUCCAAACAAGAUGAUUUGCCAAGUUGCAAGGUUGCUGCGAUGGAUAUCGAUGCCGAAGAUAACCUUUACGUCAUCACGGCAUUUCGAGAAAGCGAUGAUCAACAAUGGAUUUACAAAUUGUUGAUAUUUGAUGAGCAUGGAGACAAAAAACUUGAGUCUCUGUUGCCUUUUGAACUCAACCCUUUAUAUGGCUAUGACGUACCCAUAGCAGUAAACAAUGACAAAAUGAUCGCCGUUUUUGAUCGAAGGUUACAAAUUCUACAUGUCGGAACUUCAUGUAAGACGAAUUCAUUUGAAGUCCAUAAUAGUUUUCAUCUCAAAGAAUUAUCUCACAGAGUGAAUAUGAUACGGUUUCUAGAUAAUAAUGGAACAAAAAUAAUUGCUACAGAUUAUCUUAAAUUUUGUUUUUAUAUCUACACGGAGAAUGGGGAGUUGGAACGCAAAGUUAUGAUACCUGAGAAAUAUGGAUCUAGUACUUCUGUUGCAAUAAAUUACAUCACAAAACGGAUCCUGGUUUUAACUGACGAUGGACGUUAUCUUUGUAGUUUCUCAGAAACAGGAGAGCUGAAAGACGAUGUUGAUCUGGAGUCUUGGUCUUCCGUUAUGAUAGUUUCUAAUCUCCAUGGUGCAGUUGCUUUGGUUUGGGAACAGCGCAUAAGUUUUCUUCAACUGUAGUGGACUUAUUUUCGU
Molecule: messenger RNA, 2177 nt
Organism: Dendronephthya gigantea
Lineage: Eukaryota; Metazoa; Cnidaria; Anthozoa; Malacalcyonacea; Nephtheidae
Exons: 1
Coding region: 489-2162 (557 amino acids)
Source: RefSeq, a predicted model, not a curated record